GUCUACUCUGAACUACACACAACAAAUGUCUUUAACAAGGAAGCUAAAACUAGAUCAAGACUAGAUAAUAGUAAUAUGUCUAGAAUAGAUCGAAGUGAAAUGUGUACCAAACAUUCGUAACUGUGCCCUUUAUUAGCUCAUAUACUGUUUCUAAUAUGGAUUUAAGCUGUUUAUUUUCGCAUCUAGAUCAAUUGUUGAAGGCUGGUCAGUUAUAAAGUAAAGCUUUUAGUCUCUUCUAAAAACUCUAAACCUAGGUUAGUAGAGCAGAGAGGUAGAUUCUUGUAAAAGGACCAUGCCAAAAAGUUAAAGACCUCAUCGCAAACUGUGAAGUGGAUUUAUUCUAGAUAUUAUAUAUCUAGCAUGGCUUUGACUUCAGCUGCAUUGACAACUUUGUCAGUGUUCAUCUUGUUGACAGUUUUGUCGUUGAAUCAGAUUCAGGUUUGUAAUGCUUCAUCACUGUCAGACUCAAGCUGUACUACUGCAGCAAAUUGUGGCAGUGGGACUAAUUUAGCAUGUGUUAAUAACACAUGUUCUUGUGAAAGUGGUUUUAAGGAAGAUAAUUUAACUUGUAAAAAGUUCCCAUAUGGUGAUCAUUGUAAUCAAAGUACAAUUUGUGAAGAUAAACUUAUAUGCAAUGGUAGUCCAUCAAAAUGUCUUUGCAACGUGACGUCAGAAUUUUUUUGGCAAAAUGGAUGCCAGCCACUUGUCAAAAUAGCUGUACCAAUUCAGGACAUCUCAGUUUCUACAAGCACCAGCAUUACUUUAAAUUGGAAGCUUUUGCAAGACUAUGAUGGUGUCACUUUUUUUAUUCAAACUGACAAUGGUGUUAACAUACCAGCUCUUAGCACAGGAGGUAGUUCAGGAGCUACCAUAUCAAACCUCAUACCUGGAUCAAAGUACAAUUUUACAAUACUCUCUGUACCUCCAGUAGACAAUUAUACUACUUACAAUAAUGCUUCUGUUGCAUAUGAUGGUAUUUGGACAAGUGCUGUUUAUGGAAAUGUCUGCAAAGCAGAAAAUAAUUUACCUGAAUGUGUUGCUGGACUGACUUGUGGAGUAUCUUCUCUUUCAAAUAAUUUAAACGCAUUAUGUUUGUGUAAUGAGAGUCAAUUUUGGUCAUCUGGUUGUAUAGAAAUUGUGAAAAUAGCUGUACUCAUUCAGAACAUCUUAGUUUCUACAACAACCACCAGCAUUACUUUAAAUUGGAAGCUUUUGCAAGACUAUGAUGGUGUCACUUUUUUUAUUCAAACUGACCAUGGUGUGAACAUACCAGCUCUUAGCACAGGAGGUAGUUCAGGAGCUACCAUAUCAAACCUCAUACCUGGAUCAAAGUACAAUUUUACAAUACUCUCUGUACCUCCAGUAGACAAUUAUACUACUUACAAUAAUGCUUCUGUUGCAUAUGAUGGUAUUUGGACAAGUGCUGUUUAUGGAAAUGUCUGCAAAGCAGAAAAUAUUUUACCUGAAUGUGUUGCUGGACUGACUUGCCGAGUAACUUCUCUUUCAAAUAAUUUAAAGGCAUUAUGUUUGUGUAAUGAGAGUCAAUUUUGGUCAUCUGGUUGUAUACAAAUUGACAAAUUAGCUGUGUCUAUUCAGAAACAAUUAGUCAAAAUGGAAACAAACAAAAUUAUCUUAAAGUGGAAUGUUGAUACCAAUUAUAGCAGUAAUGUGAAGUAUAAAAUCUUAAGUGUGGAAGGCACUGUAGACUCGCCUGUAAAUAGUACUGGAGGUUCCAUAUCAGGACUUACACCCGGAAAAAAGUACAACUUCACUGUUGUCUCGACACCUCCAGAUGAUUCAUAUACUACAUACAACAAUUGGAUGGUUCAAACAGACAAUUUUUGGACUUAUGCUGUUUAUGGAAAUGAGUGCCUAUCAGAUAGUUUUUCACCACAAUGUGCUCUUGAUUUGAAUUGUACCUUGUCCAACUCAGUUCCUGCUAGAAAAUUGUGUUUGUGUAAUGAUACUCAGUUUCGUUCAUCUGAUUCUCAUUGUCUGGAGAUUGAUGGCAUAAAAGUGUCAAAUAUAACCUACAAGGUAACAAGCAGUUCAAUUGUAUUGAAUUGGAAAGCUAAUGCUUCAUAUACAACUGUCACUUUUGAAAUACAUGAUUCCAGUGGCCCUGUAAACCAAUCAGCUACUAUCAAUGGAGGCUCUAUAUCUAGUCUUUCACCUGGAACAAAGUACAGCUUUACUGUAGUCUCUAUACCUCCAAAAGAUAGCUAUACAACCUAUUCAAAUGCAUUAGUAAAAAGUGAAAAUAUUUGGACAAGUGCUAUUUAUGGCCAGAUCUGUACAGAAAAUGCAACACAACCUUGUGAUACUGGUCUAACAUGUAGAAAUAAUAGCAGUGGAGCAUUAAAAUGCUUGUGUAACUCAUCUCAAUAUUGGUCAGCUAGCUGUCAACCACUGGAUGGCAUAAAAGCAUUGUUUCGGAAUUCUUCAGUAACCACAGACACAGUCACAUUGUUUUGGAAUGUUGCUGCUACAAAUGUAACAGGUGUUGGAUUUGAAAUUCGUACUGCUACUAGCACUGUGAACUCAUCAGCAACUAGUACUGGAGGCUCUGUAUCAGGACUGACUCCUGGAACAAAGUACAACUUUUUUGUAGUCUCUAUUCCUCCAUCUGAUGCAAACUUUCAUUAUAGUGAAGUUAAUGCUACAAUGCAGGAUUUUUGGACAAAUGCUAUUUAUGGUCAGCCAUGCACUGCAGAUGAAAGACCUAAGUGUGAUGGUAGUUUUUUAUGCAAUUCCUCAUCUAAUAAAUGUCUCUGUAAUACAUCAAGCCAGUAUUGGUCUAAUGGUUGUCAAGACAGCAAAGGAAUAGAAGCAUUAUUUCAGAAAUCUUCAGUAACCACAGACACAGUCACAUUGUUUUGGAAUGUUGUUGCUACAAAUGUAACAGGUGUUAGAUUUGAAAUUCGUACUGCUACUAGCACUGUGAACUCAUCAGCAACUAGUACUGGAGGCUCUGUAUCAGGACUGACUCCUGGAACAAAGUACAACUUUUAUGUAGUCUCUAUUCCUCCAUCUGAUGCAAACUUUCAUUAUAGUGAAGUUAAUGCUACAAUGCAGGUUGUUUGGACAAAUGCUAUUUAUGGUCAGGCAUGCACAUCAGAUGAAAAACCUAAGUGUGAUGGUAGUUUUUUAUGCAAUUCCUCAUCUAAUAAAUGUCUCUGUAAUACAUCAAGCCAGUAUUGGUCUAAUGGUUGUCAAGACAGCAAAGGGAUAGAAGCAUUAUUUCAGAAUUCUUCAGUAACCACAGACACAGUCACAUUGUUUUGGAAUGUUGUUGCUACAAAUGUAACAGGUGUUAGAUUUGAAAUUCGUACUGCUACUAGCACUGUGAACUCAUCAGCAACUAGUACUGGAGGCUCUGUAUCAGGACUGACUCCUGGAACAAUGUACAACUUUUUUGUAGUCUCUAUUCCUCCAUCUGAUGCAAACUUUCAUUAUAGUGAAGUUAAUGCUACAAUGCAGGUUGUUUGGACAAAUCCAGCGCCACCUGGAAAUAUUACAGAAAUAAAAGAAAUAAAAAAUAAUGCAUACACAAUUAACUUCAUAGCUUCUCCUGGAAAUGUUUUAAAAUAUCAUGUUACUGUGAAAGCAGCCAAUGGUAAUAUCAUCAAUGAGAGUGAAUCCUCAAAUAACAAUAUAAUUAUUAGCGGACUAACACCUGGAGAAAUUUACAAUUAUACCCUAUAUGCUGUAAAUGGAAAUAAUGUUGCUAGUGAAUCAACUUAUGUAACUCUAAAAACUCCUGAAAAAGUCAGUGGUGCUGUACAAAUUGAUCCACUUGCAAAUCUGACAUCAACAAGUGUGACAAUAACAUGGCAAAAACCAAAUGAACCAAAUGGAAAUAUUUUAGGCUACAUUGUUGAACUGUUCUCUAAUAAAAGUUUGAUACUUGAUUAUAACCUAACCUGCAGUAACUGUUCACAUAUGAUACCUAACCUGAAGCCUUACAGAAACUACACAAUCAAUGUAGCUGCUAUCAAUGGAGCUGGUAAAGGUCUUUCUUCAUCUGUGGAUUUUCAAACACAUAUAGGAAAACCUAAUCCUGUGAAAAAAUUGGAACCAAACCCAUUUAGAAUCACUGAAGGGGCUGGUUUGAUUAUAACAAUUACAUCUGGAGAAUACACAGGGCCAACACAUUUUAAUGUAUGUUUGUCUGCUGACAAAGUUGCUGACAAUUGUACAACUGUUUUUGUCAAAGACUCUGAUGACUAUCAUUUUCAUUCGUUCAACGGGAGCAUUCCUGUGAAUGCAACUUUUGAUAAUCUAUUGGCUUUCUGGAACUACACUGUUAGGGUACUAGCAAGUACAGGAGCUGAAGACUCGACAUGGACUGAAACAAAGGUGGAAACUUUAACAAACACUCCAGGCUUUGCAGCAGCAACAGUGAAACAAGACUUAAACAUUGCCACUUUAUUUACCAUAGACAUUCAGUGUCCCCCAGAGCAAGAGCGCAGAGGAAAAAUUCUAAAUUAUAUAAUCAAUAUUAGUAAUAAUUCUAGUUCAUUCAACCAGACAAUUAAAACAUUGAAUGAAUGCAGUAACAAUACCACUGAAACUCUCAAGGAUAUUAAAGUAGAACAGAGCUACAUGAUCAAAAUAUUGGUACAAAACAAUGACUUCAAUGGCACAUUCUAUUCACUAGGAUCCUAUUAUGUUUUUCCUAAAGCUCCAACACGUAUUAAAAAUGAAACAAGCAUUGUACAAAAAGGGUCAGACUUCACCACUUCCCAAGCCAAAGUCACUAUAAUGCUUCCAAUCAUUUUGGAUGAUACUCAAGGAAAACUGGCCAAUGCCAGUCUUCUUGUUUGUGCUGAUGUUUCUAAAAGCUCCUGCUACCAAGAUCGUCGGAAACGGUCUUCUGUUUUACCUGGAACCAAUAUUACUUGGUUUCAGGCACAAAAACAGGGAUUUGCUGUACAAUACAGAACUACCCCAGAUGAUUGGCUGAGUCAGCUUCAAAAAGCUACAUCACCUAAUUAUGAUUACACCAUUGGCGCUGAUCAGUGUGACAAUAGAGAGACUAAUUACUGCAAUGGUCCUUUACCUCCUGGUACCAAAUUUAGUUUUGUAGUGAUAGUCUGCACUGCUGGAGAUUGUAGUAAUAGUAUUACACUAAGUCUUCAUACUAAUGCUGAAGAAAAUAAUACACCAGCAAUAGUCGGUGGUGUUGUUGGAGGUAUCCUGGGAUUGGCUCUUAUCAUUGCAGUAGUAUUUCUAAUCAUAUACUUCAAACGACGUCCUCAUUCUGCAAGGCCAUCCUCUAGUUCAUAUGUGGAUUUAAUCAAAAGGGAUGAAAAUAUAAAGGAACACAGACCAGUAAGGAUUACAGAAUUUAAAGAUCAUGUCAAGAAAUUACAUAAAGACUCCAACCUAUUGUUUCAAGAUGAAUUUGAGGACAUUAAGAAACUGAGCAGCAGAUUGCCCAACAUCUGUGAUGAAGCCAAGAAAGAAAACAACAGGGUGAAAAACAGAUAUGUGGAUAUUUUACCUUAUGACAGCAGCCGAGUGAAGCUUGAGGUCCAACCAGAAGAUGAUGAGACGAUGGAUUUUAUAAAUGCCAAUUAUAUUCCUGGCUAUAACUCUGUCAGAGAGUACAUAGCAACACAAGGUCCAAUGCACAGCACAGUUCCUGACUUCUGGAGAAUGGUUUGGGAGCAGAAGUGUAGAGUUAUUGUCAUGCUAUCAGACUUGACUGAACAAGGCAAACCAAAAGUCACCCUAUACUGGCCAGAGAACUUAGGGGAACCAAUCAAUUAUGGGAAUGUAAUAGUUGAGAUGACCAACUUCUCACAGCUCAACAAAUACAUCAUCAGGAAUUUCAAAAUUGCUAAAGGCUCUGAAACAAGGAAAGUGACACACUUCUUCCUCCCUGGCUGGUGGGACUUCAGUGCCAAUUUAACAACUGGUGAUGUGCUAGAGUUUGCCCAGUUGGUGCGCCAGGAGGCCACACCUGCAAACUCAGGUCCUAUAAUAGUUCAUUGCAGUGCUGGUGUUGGCAGGACUGGAACUUUCAUUGCAUUGGACUACUUCAUGCAAUAUAUUGAAAAACACAGUCUCUUGGACUCUGUGGAUGUAUUUAGUUAUGUGAUGAAAAUGAGGGCAGCCAGACCUCGGAUGGUUCAAGCAGAGACCCAGUACAUCUUUAUAUUUGAUGCUCUUGAUGAAGUGAUAGACAGAAAGAUUAAGAUAGAACAAGAGAAGAAUGAACAUCUCUACAGCAAUGGUGGUGGAAACGACGUCUAUGCCAACAUGGUCAAAGCUCCAGAAGAGAGCAUCUACGCUAACACUCAGGUGAUCAAUGAGAAAAAUGGAAUCGAUAACAAGGCUUUCGAGUCUGAUUAUGAGAACCUGACCUUGAACAAGACAAACCAGCCUACCACAGUCUUGUGAGAGUUCCAGCUAAUGUGAUAUACUGACAGUGUUUACUUGUGCUUUUUUUUUUCUUCUGACAAAAGAGAGACAAAAUUCUGGCUUUGUUGUGUCCAUACAUUCUCAUUUGUUGACUCGUAGCUUCAUCCCAGUCUGUGCCCAAUCGUUUUUGAGAACAAAUGAAUAUUGUUUGAUUUCGCUUAAUUUUUUUUUAUAUUGUUAACAUCGCCUUAUAAUGUGUGACAGCAUAAUUAAACUUUUAUUAUGCAAAUAUGUUACUCAAACAUGAAGUACAUUGACUGGACCCAUCUGCUACACUUUAAAUCUAAAUAUAUGUAUUCAUAUAUAUUUACACCUUUUUUAUAUCGCAAAGACUUACAAGCACAAAAGUAAAGUAUAUAUUCUUUUUAUAUUUUCCUGACCAUUUUAUUUUAAGAUGUGUAAAUUAUAUUUACAUAAGAAAUUUUUAAAAGCUAUUAUUGUAAUAAACAUAAGAACAUUUUAUUGGACCAACAAAUAUUAUUUUCUUUCUCGUUAAGUUAAUCAUCAAGCCAGCAAACAUGUUUUCGCGUGUGUACAUUAUUUUUGCUGUGUUGUGUUGACAUUGCAAAUCCAAAGCAUCUUCACUUAUUUAAAAUAUUGUAUAUUGUUACAAUAUUUAUCUUUCUCUACAUAAUAUGAAGUUGUUACUGUAAUACAUUUGAAUGCAACUUAAUGUUGUGGUACCUGCCUAUGGGUUAUAUUGUUUAUAUGCACCCUAUUGUAAGCUGUUCCAACUUUUGCAAUGUUUCAUGCCUUUUAAUUCUGUCUUCCAUUCCCAAUGUUUGGACCUAACAUUCUGAAAAUCUCGCUUGAGAUUACUGUUUCAAAGACAUUAACCAAUAAGCCUGUACAAACCAUAAUUGUUACUCUUUAAGUCUAAAAGAAAAAAACAUUCCAACUUCUGCAGUGUUGUUCUCUAUUCCAUUGAAAAAAUAUUUAGCAUUUAAAUAACAUUCCCCCAAUAAUGCAACUAUUUUGAUAUUGAUAUAACUACAGUAUUGAUCUAAUCUUUUUUUUUUCAUUUUGUUGUGUUCAUGUAAAAGAAAUGAAAAUGAAUUCUAAAAACUAGCUUUUGAACCUUUUUUGCUGUAGAUUUAUAUGACUUGAAUCAUAUAGCUGUUUGUUGAAUUGAUGUAAGUUUUAACAUUGGAGACAUUUGGGAUGCUCAUUUAGACUAAGUGUCCAAUCAACGAGAUUCUGUCUAGGACCAAAUGUUCACCUAAGAGCUAUUCAGAUUAUGCAGACAGACACCAGAACAUGUUUUUUUUUGCUAAACUUUACACACUCCAGCUCUAUUGAUGUUUGUAUUUUAUUGUAUUGAAGUGUUCUCUACUCUCUCUAAACUUGUGAUUCUUUGAAAGAGCACUGUGUUCACUUGAAUAGUUUUAAGCAGACAUUUUGUAAUUAGUUUGACAUGGUGUAAAGGACAGAUACAGCCUAUCUUUAGAUCUGAGUAUAUCCUCUUUUUUUUCCUUCUCUUUGUAAAAAAAAAACUGAAAUUUAUUUUUCAUGCAACAUUUAAUUACAAAUACUGCAAAGUAUUGAGCACAUUUUUCAUGUGUACAUCUUGGAUUCUUAGCACUGCCAGGUACACCCCACAAUCUAAUUUAGCACUAUCUGUUCACCUCUGUACACCAGUUUCGUAGCUUGGGUGGGGAGUCCGAAUUUUAAAAUCCCCCCUGGCCACCACUUGUGGGGGGCUCCCAAAUGCAUGUCCGAAAUUUGUUUUUAAUAUUAAAUAUAGCGCCAUUAUCUCAUGUCAUGAUGUCGAAUGUGAACAUGCAGGGGCUCCCUAAAAGAGGUCAAGCCCGCCAGACCCCCAAAUCCAUAGCUACACUACUGUUGCACAGUAAGGAAUGACAAAAAUCUCUGGUGUCUUUUUUUUUAUCUCAUCUUGAACCAGAAGUUGUAAUUUACUUGAAGUAGAGCUACAGGAAACAGUUUUCUAACGGAAAAGGCCUAAAAUUUCGUCCUUUCUGCACAUAAACACUCCCAAAUAGAUUUCCAUUGUUACAUCUUAUCCCCCCCCCCCCCCCCCCCCAGGCUGUAUACUUCUCUCAGUGCUUGCCUUCUGUGUGUUGGCUGUAAACACCUUCAAUGAUAGCUGGUCUAUCAGGUCAAAGUUCAUCAAUUUGCCUUAAGCUGUGAAAAGAACUUUGAAAAGUCUUUGACUUCUUGCAGAACAUUUGCAUAAAUCAUUUUUGUGUGUUAUCUCGUUGCUGUGUCAACUUAGUUUAUAUUAUUACAUACAAGUAAUGAUGCUGAUUUCAUUUUGAUUGGUGGAUGAUGUCAUUGUUUUUUUUUUUAUUUUUUUACUCUUACUUCUUCUUGAUUGUCAAAAUGUGUAGAAAGGGGGUAGUAGUUGUUUAGCAGCUAUCAUACAAGAUCUGAUUGUUGAUCUUAAUCUUGAUCUGGCUAUUUAGAGAGUUGUUGUUUUUAAACCCUAACUUGUAAUCUAUUAUGUGUAUGUUUUAGUAGCCAUAGAUAUCUAUAAAGUGUAAAGAUUAAUGUAAGUAAAUAGACUCUUCUCUUAUUAGUCCUUGGUAAGAAUAAGAAUAUAUACUUCCAAGUCAUUAGCCCUAAGUACAAUUUGGAAAUUGAACCCUAAUCAGCCUUAUCCUAUUAUUUAAUAGCUUCUACAAUAAGACAGUAUUUGUUUUACUAACAAAUAUUACCACUAACCAUAUUUUUUAAAACUGCUUUUUAAGUCAUUUACAGCAGCUGAAAUAUAAAUGAUUCAAUUUUGUUGAUUUAAAAUAAGUCUCACAAGUUUGCAGCAACUCUCUUUGUAACCACAUCUAAUUAUGCACCAUAAUAAGAAAACAUCACCCAGAAAAGAAACUCUCUUUUAGUGUGGUCCUUACUUUGCAAGUCAUGAUUUUCUCAUUUCGUAUUUUCUCCUAAGCAUUAUCUGUACCCUAGCUCUUGUCUGUACAUACUAAAAGAAUCUUUACAAUGUUCAAUCCUCAUCACUGGUGUUUUGUUGAACAUGUUUGAUGAAGUGAAACGAAUUGAUCGAUAAAUGGCUGUGUUUUAUAGUGAACAUGUGAAACAUGCACGCAAUCAAAAUGUUGUUGUUUUUUUUUUUUUCAUUUUUAUCUUAAGAAUUUUUUUUUUGUUCAUAUAUUGAUGUCAUGUAAAUAUUGUUGUAUAUUAUAUUAUUAUGUACCAAAAUUGUAUGUGAAAUAACUGUGCAACUUUUUUUGUUAAGCUCGUGUAUUAUGUGUUAAGGAUUUCUGCAUCUAAGAUGAUUACACAUGCACCUGGAGUUUUUUUUUUUUUUAUAAAAGUUUCUUUCCUUGUGAGGACAUUGGUGUAAAAUUACUUGUUUGUUCUUUAUAGGCCUAUAGUCAAUGAAUCUACAGUGUAUACUAAAGGAGCACUUUUAUUAUUGUAGCUAUGAAAGAUUUACCAGUGAAUUAAAGUGAAUGUAAUGUUGGUUGCCCUCAACAAGCCCAAGUCUUUAUAAUAGUUGAGUAUACAUAAUUUAGCAGAUGGUUCUAAUAGCACUGGGUUUGCUCUAUUAAGACUACAGUAACAAUACAAUGUAUACACAAGUGCUAUAAUUUGUAUUUGACUGUUUAUUGUUUUCAAUCCAAGAAAAACAGUGGAAAACGAUUAUACAACAAAAAAAAAAGUUUUAAAAAGCAUUCCAUUUUUCUUUUGUGCUAAAGUAAAAAAAAAAUAUUUUACAACUCUAUUGUUACCUCUUAAGAAUCGAAUAACAAGAAGCCUUGUAUAUUCAUUUACAAAGUGUUUUAAAACUAAGGUGAUGAGUGGUUAUACCAAAAUGUUUUCUGAAUCAUUUAUUUGAUGAAAUAUGAAUCAUUCUGUUGUUUAACUAUUGAUGCAAUGAAAAUGUUAUCACAGUAUCAGGAUCUGAACUUUAUAUUUUUGUUUGAUCAACUUAUACACCUUGAUGCUUAUGAAUCUUCAUUAUCACCCAUUAUUUUUUGUUUAUAGUUUUGGUUUCAGAGACUUUAGGCUAAAGCUGCACAAAAUAAUUUUUUUUUUAGCUGGCCAUCUAUUUACACACUUUUUGUUUUCAAUCAUUGUAAAACCAAAUCUCAAUUUUACAUAACAUCAUUAUUUCAUCUAAUUCAUUUAAAUAACAUUUUAUAUUACGUAGCAAGCUUUUCUUUUUCUUAAAUCAUUUUUUUGUUGAUUCUGAAAUGAAUUGAAAUUAGUUAAUUACUUGUCAGUUUUAUUUACUUAGUUUUAGCUUUUUAAAUGCUUUUUUUUUUUUUUUAUUUAACCUUAAAUACGUUUUUGUUUCAAUAUUUUUUAGACUAGACUUCAUUAUUAUUUCUGUUAUAACUUAUAUAUGUAUCAUGUACAUACACAUUAUUGUCCAUAUGAAUAAGUAAAAGAGGAAACAAAAUACUUUGAAAACAUAUUUAACAAAAAAAAUAAUAAAUUACAUUCUUAUUUAGCAUCACUGGUAUCAUUAAUCAGACAUCAUAAUAUUUUCUUUAUAAUUUUUUUAAUUUGGACACCUGCCAGGUUUUUAGUUCAUCUGUUACCUUUAAAAAAAAAAGCUGUUAAUUAAUCUGGAACUUAGUACAUGAUUUAUCGAUCAGAACAGCUUCCCAAGUACCUUCCUCCCCCAACUACGACUACCUAAGAGUUUAUUACGUGAUGUUCUCAAAUCAAACUUUUAUGUCAGCCCCCAGUAUAUAAAUAAUGUGAAAAGAAAAAAAAUUAGAAAUCAAAGUAUCCGGGAUUGAGACUAAAAUAGAAUAAAAGAGUCCAUUUGUUGGCUAUUUAUAGACUUAGGUUCUUACAGGGAUGCUUUAGAUUGAAAUACUUACAUGGAUGUGUUGUAUAAUACCAGUUUCUUCCAGUAACACUGUGAUGGAGCCUUGUUGGAAUUGUGAAGUAUUCAAACUUACUUAUUGUAUAGCACAUCUACUUAUUGAAAAUGUAAUUGUAUUCCUGAUUUAGUGUCUGUCAUUUUUUUCUAUUUAUUUAGAUCAUAAUAUUUACUAAGAUAAUAAACUAUUUUUGUAAAAACAUCUUAUCAAA
Messenger RNA from Biomphalaria glabrata, 11454 nucleotides. RefSeq names its product receptor-type tyrosine-protein phosphatase eta-like. Gene Ontology annotation, biological process: protein dephosphorylation. Gene Ontology annotation, molecular function: protein binding; protein tyrosine phosphatase activity. NCBI's taxonomy places the organism in Eukaryota, Metazoa, Mollusca, Gastropoda, Planorbidae. The transcript has 40 exons. The record is from RefSeq and is a predicted model, not a curated record. The coding region runs from base 361 to 6408 and encodes 2015 amino acids.